Molecule: messenger RNA, 1173 nt
Organism: Protomyces lactucae-debilis
Lineage: Eukaryota; Fungi; Ascomycota; Taphrinomycetes; Taphrinales; Protomycetaceae
Product: chorismate synthase
Exons: 2
Coding region: 1-1173 (390 amino acids)
Biological process (GO): aromatic amino acid biosynthetic process; chorismate biosynthetic process
Cellular component (GO): cytosol
Molecular function (GO): chorismate synthase activity; FMN binding
Source: RefSeq, a predicted model, not a curated record
AUGCGUCUCACGGAGCAAGACGUCCAAGUCCAGCUCUCCCGUCGUCGGCCAGGGCAGUCAAAGCUAUCUACACCGCGUGAUGAGAAGGACCAGGUCGAAAUCCACUCUGGCACAGAAUUUGGCACAACGCUUGGCACGCCCAUCAUGAUGCUUGUACGCAACCAGGAUCAACGGCCAAAGGAUUAUUCUGCAGAUGAUACAGCCCAAUACCCGCGUCCGAGUCAUGCAGAUUGGACAUACUUGCAGAAAUACGGCGUCAAGGCAUCGAGCGGUGGUGGCCGUUCUAGUGCGCGUGAAACCAUUGGUCGUGUGGCUGCUGGGGCUAUUGCUGAGAAGUACCUCAAGGAAGCCUAUGGUAUUGAGAUUGUGGCCUUUGUCUCAAGUGUCGGUAAAGUGAGUGUGCCCUCAGUCGUGCCGGCUGCCAACCCGGAUGAUGAGGAUGAUGUGGACUCGCCCAUCUCCCCAGCCUACUUGCAGCUUCUGGCAGAUAUGACGCGCGAGCAGGUGGAUGCCAGCAUUGUUCGGUGCCCGCAUGCAGAAACUGCAGAGAAGAUGAUUGCGCGCAUUGAGCGUGCCAAGGAGAACCAUGACUCUAUUGGUGGAACAGUCACCUGUGUCAUUCGCAAUUGUCCAGUGGGUCUGGGUGAGCCGUGCUUCGAUAAGAUGGAAGCCUCUCUUGCGCAUGCAAUGCUCUCUAUUCCCUCAACAAAAGCAUUUGAAAUUGGAUCUGGCUUUGCUGGUGCUGAAGUAGCAGGGUCAAAGCACAACGAUGCUUUUGGCAUGAAGGAUGAUGGCAAGGGUGGUCAGCGUCUUGGAACUCUGACAAACAACUCUGGUGGCAUUCAAGGCGGUAUCACCAACGGCGAGCACAUCUUCUUCCGUAUUGGAUUCAAGCCUCCGGCUACGAUUGGUCGUGCCCAGCAAACAAGCAACUAUGAUGGUGCUGCUGGCGAGCUGAUGGCCAAAGGCAGGCAUGAUCCGUGUGUCGUCAACCGUGCCGUCCCAAUCGUUGAGUCUAUGGCGGCGUUGGUGGUGAUGGACCAGCUCAUGAUUCAAUUGUCGAGGCAGUCGGCACGAUCGACACUGCCGGUACUCAAGACGACUGUCUCAGCAAGUGAAACGGUCGUUGGCGGUGAGGACGCCGCCGAAAAGCAGCAGGCGCAUGGGCUAUGA